UAGCAAUAAUGGUUGUUUACAGUGAUAAAAAUGCGAUGCACUUCGGAGCCAUCGUGUGUUGUAUGGGGGUGCGGUACAAGAAUUAUUGUUCCAACAUCUGUCGUACCUUCAUGGUCAAUCCUCCGGAGAAAAUGCAGCAAAAUUACGAGCUGCUCUUGGAACUCUUCGACAAGUUAAUCAACACACUCAAGGCUGGCAUCAAACUCUGCGACAUAUACGAGGAAGUAUACAAACUUCUCAAAAACAAGAAUCCCAGCCUCACCGAUAAACUCACAAAAGCAGUAGGAUUUGGCAUGGGGAUUGAGUUCCGUGAGAGCGCACUUCUCAUUGGCCCCAAGACUACAACCACUGCAAAGAAAGGACAAGUUUUUAAUGUCAACCUGGGCUUCUCUGAUAUUACCAAUGAAUCCGCCAGUGAUGCCGGCAGCAAGAAGUACGCUCUCUUUAUUGGGGAUACAGUGGUGGUCAACGAGGAUCAGCCAGCCACAAUAUUAACAGCAUCAAGCAAGAAGAAAUUGAAGAAUGUUGGUGUCUUCCUGAAGGACGAUGAUGAAGAUGGUGAAGGCGAGGAAGAGGAAACUAAAGAGAACACAUCGCAGCUCUUAGGCCGGGGGAAGCGCACAGCCAUCCUGGACUCCAAGCUUCGGUCUGAGCAGUCGACAGAAGAGAAACGCAAGCAGCAUCAGAAGGAGCUAGCCGUGUCCAUGAACGAGGCGGCCAAGGAGCGCCUGGCACUGCUCAAAGGGAAGAAAGAGGACCAGAAAGUGCGCAAAUCAACUGUGUCUUACCGUUCAACCAACCUCAUACCCAGGGAGCCUGAAAUUUCAGAUCUUAAGAUCUUUGUGGAUCGCAAGUACGAGACGUUGAUUUUACCAAUAUAUGGCAUGCCAGUACCCUUUCACAUCUCAAUGAUCAAGAACAUAUCACAGAGCGUGGAGGGAGACUACACUUACCUGCGUAUCAACUUCUUCCAUCCGGGUUCCAGCAUCGGCAAGAGCGACGGUGUAUUUCCCAACCCAGAUGCUGUCUUCCUCAAAGAAGUGACGUACCGUAGUACUAACACUAAGGAACCCGGGGAACUGUCCGCUCCAUCCUCCAACCUCAACACAGCGUUCCGACUCAUUAAGGAGGUGCAGAAAAAAUUCAAGACUCGGGAAGCCGAGGAGAAGGAAAAGGAAGAUCUGGUCAAACAAGACACGCUCAUUGUAUCAAACAACAAGUCGAACCCUAAGUUGAAGGACCUGUAUAUUCGUCCAAACAUUGUCCAGAAGAGAAUUAAUGGCACUUUGGAAGCACAUACGAAUGGUUUCAGGUACACUAGUGUCCGAGGGGACAAGGUUGACAUCCUUUACAAUAACAUCAAGAAUGCGUUCUUCCAGCCUUGUGAGGGUGAGAUGAUUAUUCUUCUGCAUUUCCAUCUUCGGCAUGCAAUCAUGUUUGGGAAGAAAAAGCACAUCGAUGUGCAAUUUUACACCGAAGUUGGUGAAAUAACGACAGAUUUGGGCAAGCACCAACACAUGCACGAUCGUGAUGACCUCUCGGCAGAGCAAGCAGAACGAGAACUACGCCACAAGCUCACGUCUGCUUUUAAAAGCUUUACAGAGAAAGUCGAGACCAUGACAAAACAUCAAAUAGAGUUUGACACACCAUUCCGUGAGCUUGGAUUCCCUGGCGCUCCCUUCCGUUCAACAGUGCUGUUGCAACCUACCUCAGGCUGUGUUGUUAAUUUGACCGAGUGGCCUCCAUACGUGAUUGUACUGGACGAAGUGGAACUGGUACACUUUGAGAGGGUACAGUUCCACCUGAAGAACUUUGACAUGGUGUUUGUGUUCAAAGAUUACUCUAGGAAGACGUCCAUGAUCAAUGCAAUCCCCAUGCAGAUGCUGGACCAUGUUAAAGAGUGGCUCAAUUCAUGUGACAUCCGUUACUCCGAGGGCGUGCAGUCACUCAACUGGGCCAAGGUUAUGAAGACGAUCAUUGAUGACCCUGAUGGCUUUUUUGACCAGGGAGGAUGGUCAUUCCUGGACCCCGACUCGGAUGCGGAAAAUGAAGAGGAGGAGAACGAAGAUUCGGAGGACGACGGAGCGUAUGCCCCCACAGACGAGGAGCUGGGGUCUGAGGAAGAGAGCGAGGACUACUCCGAAGGAGACUCGGAAGCAUCUGAUUCAGAAUAUAGCGAAGAUCUUGGAAGCAGUGAGGAGUCUGGGAAGGACUGGUCAGACCUGGAGAGAGAAGCUGCGGAGGCUGAUAAAGACGCCAAUGAGUUCCAGGACGAAUACACCAAACAGAACAAGAAGAAGGGUGGCAACUAUCGUGACAAGUACAAUGAUCGCAAGAGGUUAAAUCGCAAAUCCUCGCUGAAACUCGGCAAGGACAAACGCACGAGCAACUCCAAGCAUAAAUCGUCCAAACAUGACAGUAGCAAGCACAAAUCCUCGCACAAAUCCUCCCACAGUUCUCCACACAAGUCGUCAUCUCAUAAAAGUUCCCACAAAUCUCCAAGCAAGGACAAAAAUCGACACUCAAACAGCAGUAGCAAGCACUCAGAUAAGAAGAGGUCUAGAGACGACUCUGGUGAUCGCCGUCAUAGCAAGAAGAGCAAGAAAUAAAUGUGGUUGGAUUAUGGUGCCGAACAAUUUAUUCCUGCUGUGAAGAGGAGGGAGCAAAGAAGGUGAAACAAAAUAGAAUAAGUAAUGGAAUUGAGUGUAUGGCAGACAAAUUGCUGUACUGGAAAUUACACAUUAAUCUGGAUGAGUUACUGUAUUUUACGGCUUACAAGACACUCCAGUGUUGAGGAUGCAUCACAGUUCUGACUGGCUAAAUUUUAGGAAAAAAGAUAAGUGGUACUUUGACCUCCAAUAUGCUGAGUAAAUUUAUAAGACUUAUUUUGGGGGAAAAAACAUCAACGCCGUAAAAUAUGGUACCUGGUUUGUGACUCGAGACAUACAGAAAGACAUACGACUGGAGGUUAUCAUUGGCACAGUGUGGGUAUGUAUACCCAGCCAUCCACUCAAGGAUCUUAGUGACGGGCAAAUUGUGACUCGUAUGUAUUUUUUGUAAGUGGUCGUUCCUCUUAACCAUACCCCUGACUGAAACAAAAGUUUUGCAGUCGAAUUUAGAUGUAAACAAGAGAGUUAAUGUUACGUACGUACAAUUAUGAAUUAGUGUAAUUGCAUAUUCAAUUUCAGUCGUGUCUGGGUCCAAUAGUAAGCCCCUGAAUAGAUAUGGUCCAAGUUUACUGUAUUUUAUUAACUUAUGUGAUUGUUAUGUAACAAAUGGUGUAUUUCACAUCCAUGUACUGUAAGUUAAAUAUAAACUUGUGUUGAUAUUCUCCAAGGGACAGUUGGCACUAAAAACCUUUUUAAGUUCAAUAUAGGAAUGUAUAAGUUAUUUUUGAAUGUCUUUUAUGCACAUGGAAACCCAGAGUUGUAAUAUAUUUGAAAUCUGGAUUUCUUGUGAUUGAAUUUGAGAUUGAUCAUUCUGAACUUGAAUCUACAGAGUAAAUGAAUUUUUUUCUGUAAUACAAACAUUGUUUGCUUUCAUACACUUGAUCACCUGAAAACGUAUUAUAAUUAUUUUUGUACUGGCUGAAGAGUAUUUGUGCUUUUAUCUUUUUAAUUUUUUUUGUUUUAAGUUUAAUGAGUAAACAGUAGGGCCCAACUUAGGACAUUAUUAUUCCUGAAAACUUGUUAGGUGCUUGCUGGAACCUAUUUUUCCCUAAGAAAUGAUGUAAAGUUGGUUAAGUCAUUCCUACACAAUAAUAUUCUAUCUAAUUUCAUUUAAUUUUUCUUCAAGACUAUUUUUUUUAUGAAAUAUUUAACAUUCAGUACUUUUUUUUUCACUUACAAACACGGUAGUGUUAAACAUUACUCACAAAAUCAUAACAUGAGUGGGGCUCACCCAUGGCAAGUGAAUCCUGAUACAGGCAGGCCAGAGUGCUUAACUACUCACCUUCGAGUUACAGCAAGUCCUCUUACAAACAUGUUGGGGACCUCCUCAGUUGUGUAUAAUAAUGAUAUUGUACACAAUAUAGAAGAUUCUCUGUGUGUUUAUAAAUCGAGGACUUAAUGUAUAGGGCUCGCCUGCCGUAGGUUCGAAUUCCACCAUUUCUAUGAUUAGUAUGAGACGUUGAUCACUGUUGUGUAUACGUGUUACUGAGAGGAGAGGAGGAGAAGGCUAGGUAGGUAGAUAGAACAGGAAGUAGUCAGUGAGUUAAGUAGAUGCGAAGGGAGAUGGGGUGACCAAUAAUUUGAUAUUCGGUAAUUUUUUUUGCUCCCCGUAAUAUAAAAAAAGAUUAGAUAAGCAUUUAUUAAAAGCAUUUAUAGAUGUUUUAGCCACUUCUUAAAAUGUUUAAAGCAGUUGGAGGCAGGUAGUGAAUAAUAUUUUUGGAUUUUAUAAUUCUUGGGCAUCUGCUCUUUUGAGAAAUUCACAAGCAUUCACACACCAAACCAUAAAUACAACAACUGCAAGAUUAUCAGAAUAGUAGAGGUUAUAAAGGAGAGUAGAGCUGGGCCCUGCAUCUACAGCAUCUUCUUUUCAGUGUUCCACAUUUUCAUUGGCUUCAAACUGAACUAUUGUUCAUUGUGUUCCAUCCGCUCAUGAUUGUCACCAGCAGAUGGAACAAUGACUCAAAUGAAAAGCAAACAAAAAUGUGGAACACUGAAAAUAGUCACUGUAUAUGUGGGGCCCUGCUGUAUAUGUAGGGGCCCUGCUGUAUCUGUAGGGCCCUGCUGCAUAUGUGGGACCCUGCUGUAUAUGUGGGGCCCUGCUGCAUAUGUGGGACCCUGCUGUAUAUGUGGGGCUCCUGCUGUAUGUGAUCAUCAAGAUCUUAAGCUUGAGAAAAAAGAUGUGCUUUCAACUAAGACUUAAAAUCAUGAACAGAUUCCUGACUUAGGAUAUUGACAACCUGUUUUACAAUCUGGGAGCUGCAUAAGAAAAGCCUCUGUCUGCAAAUGUUAUUUCUCCAGGAGUACAAGGCUUAGUCAGCCUGAAAUGGCCCACAGCAGUUCAUGGGGAAUUUUUGAGGUCACCAGGUAGUGAUGGGGAGUAAUUAACUAGGGAACCAGGCACAGUGAAACCUGUGUAUAAUGGACCGAUGUGGGUGCCCACUUUAAUAAAAACAGUUGCAUCGAAAUCCUCACUGCAUUGGACUUGAUCUGUGUGUGGGCAGACUUGGUCGGCUGCAUCAAGCCUCUGUUUGGGCAAACGUUUUGUUGUAUCUGAAAUCAAUGCAUAGGUGUUGGUUUUAUGAAGGUUUUACUGUAGCAGCAGAGGUAGGAAGGUAGUAACAAAGGUAGAAAGCAGUGUGUGUUGUGUGUGGUUCUUGAUGGUGCAUUGUGUGUGGUUUUUGCCUCACCAACUAAACAUUGUCUGAAAUACCUUUGAUUGCAUUUAGAAAACCUGACAAAAAUAUAUUUGUACUUCAUCUUUAAGACAAUUUGUUAAUGUAGUAUUCCUGCCAUUGGAAGUGCCAGACACUUGAUCCUAAGUAAUUAAUUGGUUCCAAAUUGCAUGUUUAAAGUAUUGUAAGUCAAGGCCCUGUUGUCCAUGAACCUCACUCUUUUAUUUACUACUUAGUACCAUAACUAUGUAACCUUAGUUGCAGUAACGUCAGCUGUAUUUGACUACCCAAAGUUGUCAUUGUCAUUUAUAAGGGAGUUUUUUUAUUUGUGUAAUUAUAGGUGAGCACUGGUCUACCCUCUGAGGUGUGCCUGCAAGGGCAUCUCUUGGUAUAGGAGGGUCCUGCAUAUACAGUGCCUCGUUUCGGUGUUCCAUGUUUUCGUCGGUUUCAGAUUGAGCCAUUAUUCAUUAUGUUCAACCCACUGGCAAAAAUAGCCAGCAGAUGGAGCAAUGGCUCAAUUGAAAGCCAACAGAAAUGUGAAACACUGAAAAGAGGUGCUGUAUGUGCAAGGCCCUGCUAUAUAUGUGGGGCUCUGCUGUAUAUGUGGGGCCUUGCUGAAUAUGCAGCAAGGCCCUGCUGUAUAUGUGGGGCUCUGCUGUAUAUAUGGGGCCUUGCUGAAUAUGCAGCAAGGCCCUGUAUGUGCAAGGCCCUGCUGUAUAUGUGAGGCUCUGCUAUAUAUGUGGGGCCUUGCUGAAUAUGCAGCAAGGCCCUGUAUGUGUGAGGCCCUGCUGUAUAUGUGGGGCUCUGCUGUAUAUGUGGGGCCUUGCUGAAUAUGCAGCAAGGCCCUGCUGUAUGUGCAAGGCCCUGAUGUAUAUGGCAUCACCAUCAGCAAGGUAGUGUUCUAACAACACAGGAAUAAUAUCAUUAAGGUUACUGUGGAAGAGGACAUUUCUUUCAGGUAUAUAUACUGGUAGGUGAGUAAAGUGAUGAUGUAUUGCAUUUUAUAUUCAACUGUAAAAUUAAUUAAAGUUUUUUCUUAA
This is a messenger RNA of Cherax quadricarinatus, 6381 nucleotides long. Lineage: Eukaryota; Metazoa; Arthropoda; Malacostraca; Decapoda; Parastacidae. The record is from RefSeq and is a predicted model, not a curated record.